This is a messenger RNA of Cladocopium goreaui, 2283 nucleotides long. NCBI's taxonomy places the organism in Eukaryota, Dinophyceae, Suessiales, Symbiodiniaceae. The record is from the annotation of a GenBank genome assembly.
AUGAGAGUUCGUUACUUUGGCCCCAACUCCGACCACACACUCCUUUUGAUGGGCGAGAUGGGAGCGAAGAAGAUUCGAGUUGUCAAUCAGUAUAGCCAUCUGGGCUGUUUGGUUCACCAUCGACCUGACAACAGACGAGAGGCAAGAAGACGUGUUGGUAUCGCACAACAGGCCUUCAACCAACACAGACGCCUUUUGUUUUCGAACCCAGCAUUGAGUAUGAGGCGACGAACGGAACUUUUCAGUACGCUCAUCCUGAGUAAGUUCAGCUUUGGCACGGAGUCAUGGAUUUUGUCGGAGCGACAGACCAAGACCUAUGUCCACAAUGCCUUGAUGCGUCUCUUUCGAAGACUCAUGCCAGGGUCCUACAAUCAACACCUCCAGGAUGAAGACAUUCUCACAGAGACAGGGCUCAAUAGUCCCACAGAAGUGCUGCGCAUGGCGAGAUUGCGUUACAUUGGGACUCUUUAUCGAUGCCAAGAUCUUGUACCUUGGGGGCUUCUCAAUGCUGACGAGGCUUGGACGACGUUGAUCCAAGAUGAUUUAUCGUGGAUGUGGUCGCAACUCCGCGAGACAUGUCGGCUCCCUGAUCCGUUGUUAGAUCUAGCUCCAUGGACCUCGAUUUGGCAACAUCAUACAUCCUACUGGAAACGGCUUGUGAGAAGAGCGGGUUUACAUGCUUGUUUUCAGCGGCGCAAUCAACAAAGGGUCUUGGGCUUUCAUCGACGUUUCAUUUGUCUUUUCAGAGAGCACCCAGCCACGCAGGAAGUCUUUGAGGACAUUGGAGCCACACCAGCAUGGGAGAAGGGAGAGGAAGAUUUUCCACAAGCAUGCAUGUGUUGUAGGAUGGUUUUCAAGAGCAAGGCUGGAUUAGGCGCUCACAUGUUCAAGGUGCACCACUUAGUUGCGAAAGUCAGACUCCUUUGUGAUCAGACGCAAUGCAGUUCAUGCCUUCGUGAAUAUCACACCAUGGCGAAGCUCAAGGCGCAUCUACAACGGGCGGGACAUUGUCGCCAUCGCCUAUGGGGGAGACGCAGAUAUUUUAUUCCUGCACAGGGCAGUGGGUCGAACGUGGACUUCCAAUUGCACCAGCAGCAAGAUGUCCUUCCACCUCUCCAAGCAGCAGGGCCUCAACUCCCUGAUGGCCGCCUUGAAGACAUCCCUGACUAUGACCUUGACCUUGCGGAGAAGAUCUAUUUGGCGCUACUCGAGCGUGAGGAGCGGUCUGAUGUCACAGAAAUUAUCAAGGAGGUUGUCUACGCGUAUCCUGUCACAUGGCAGACGUGUCGGGCCUCCCUGCACUACUUGAUUGGCGAGCUCACCAUUGAGGACAUUCAGGCGCUUGCGAUCAUGCACAAGGACAUCAAGACCGUGCUGCGAGAGCUCUUGACGUCUGAUAAAUGGGAUUUCCUCCACGACUCCUGCGCGCACAGCCGUGCGGCAGAGCGCCCCAUUGGUCAGGAAGUGAUUGAUCAGGCCUGCAAUGAGGCGGCUGAGUCGGGCUCAGUGCGAGCUCCUUUUUGGCCAGCACCGCGACCGAUGUUGCGUGAGCGAUACAUCAUUCAUGCGUUUUCGGGAAGGCGCCGCCCGGGAGAUUUCCAAUACUUCCUUGACCAGAUGCAGUCCCAGCAUGAUGCGACGACCAUUCAUACCAUAUCGGUUGAUCUCAUGACGGACCCCGUUUGGGGAGAUAUUGCUCAACCCACUGUGCGCUCCUUCUGGCUCACGGCGGUGCGCGAUCGCUUCGUCAUUGGGGCCUUAGCAGGCCCUCCCUGCGAGACUUGGUCGCAGGCGAGGGGCAAGUGUGUGCCUGCCCCAGCUGAUCGACCUCAACGAGCUGCACCGCGUGUUCUACGAGACCUUUUGACCUUGUGGGGACGGGCGGCUCUGGCGAUCAAAGAGCUCCAGCAGCUUGACACCGGCAAUUUGCUUCUGUUGUUCACUGUGGAGCUCCUGAUCAUGCUGGCAUAUGCAGGGGGCAUUGGUUGCUUGGAACAUCCUGCCCCACCAGAAGAUCCCACGAAAGCGUCAAUUUGGCGUUUACCCAUCAUCAUUUACCUCAUGACAUGGCCGGAAUUUGCCUUUUUGACCCUCUCGCAAGGGCUGUGGGGGGCUCCGAGCAUGAAACCUACUGGCCUGCUGUUGCUGAAUGCGCCUGAGAUGCUGAGGGAGCUGCGCUCUUGGCAAAUAGCCAAGGAUGUUAGCAGUGAAUUUCAGGGACAUGCCCGACGCAUGACCGUGCGCGAGUUUGGGCACUGUGCAGUCGAUCCCUCGGGGCUCUAA